AGACGACGAUGUAGGAAGACUGGAAGAGAGAGAACCACACCAAAAUCAAAUUGCUCCCUUGAAGAAAAAAUGUUAAAUUUCAUGAGAAAAAAUAAAUGAAGUAAAUAUAUUUUCCAUUAUUAUUAGAUUUAGAUCUAAAAAUAGAAAAAAAAUUAUUUUAAAAAUGAGGAUUCGAAAAAAUGCAAGGUUGAUAACACCGGCAUCUUCGUCGUCGUCGUCGUCAUUUCUGGUUUGUCAACUCAAUCGCUCUCCAUGGGAUGUUGAUUCUUUCAACCUCCAGGGUGAAUGGAAUGGUCUGAAUAAUGGUGAAAUUAUUCAAUCUUCAAAUAGUUUUCCGGAGUCUAUGGAAUUAUCGUUUGAAUACGUCGAGAAAUCGCUUCCACCACCAUUAUCACCGUCACAAUCGCCGCCAAAACUCGAAGAACAAAUCGGAAGUCGAAAAGAAUUUCAACACAUACAUCACCUGCUAAAACUGCCGCCUCUUUGUAGUUCGCCUCCGAAGAAACGAGGACGGCCGAAAAAGCAACCCGAAACAACACCAACAAUGAGUCCGUAUUCGUUUUACGAUUAUUCCGGGUUCGGGCCACAGUGUAAUUGGACAGAUGAGGGACGACAAAGAAAUAAUUCUCAAAAAUCUCCAUAUUCAUCUUCUUCAUCUAAUUGCAAAGAUAAGGAGAAGGAGAUAGAUUAUAUUGAAGAUGAAUUUGAUGAAGAUGAAGAUGAUAGGUUUGGUGGGAAAAGAUUUCGUAAGCCGGUAAAAGCCAGGUCAUUGAAAUCGUUAAUGUGAUUGUAUUGUAUUUGUGUUUCAUCAACAUAAUCAUGGAACUAAUUAAUUUGUAGCUUUUUUUUUUUUUUUUUUUUGUAAUUUCUCCAUCCC
Amaranthus tricolor (Joseph's coat) is the source of this 877-nucleotide messenger RNA. RefSeq lists its product as uncharacterized. The transcript is spliced from 3 exons. Lineage: Eukaryota; Viridiplantae; Streptophyta; Magnoliopsida; Caryophyllales; Amaranthaceae. The coding region runs from base 164 to 787 and encodes 207 amino acids. The record is from RefSeq and is a predicted model, not a curated record.